Molecule: messenger RNA, 2962 nt
Organism: Pieris napi
Lineage: Eukaryota; Metazoa; Arthropoda; Insecta; Lepidoptera; Pieridae
Product: monocarboxylate transporter 14-like
Exons: 6
Coding region: 407-2713 (768 amino acids)
Biological process (GO): monocarboxylic acid transport; transmembrane transport
Molecular function (GO): monocarboxylic acid transmembrane transporter activity
Source: RefSeq, a predicted model, not a curated record
GCUCAGAGGGGAGGGAGAGCUCUUCAUGAUGGUUCUUUCUACGUUAUAUCGAUUUUUAGGAGCCUGCAUGGCCUGUACAAGUCGCGACUCUGUGGCUGGCGGUAUUGUAUUUUGGAAUUUCUUACAUAAUUUCGGUGCAUCGUCACAUAUGCCAUCGACAAGCAAGAACAGCUGUAAGAUUUUUAUUACGAUUCGACUGUGACUACCUUGCAUGGGUCACUUUAAAACUGCAGACUUCAGCUCUUUGAUAAAGAUCUUAAUGGUUCUUGUUGAAAACAAGCCAAACUCGCUUAAACUCAACAGCGUGGCGAGACAGUCUAGUCGAUACUCUGCCAGGGAUCCUAGAUUAAGACGUUAAUCGGGCCAAUCAACCAUCUCACUGCCAGUAUUAUCUUAAAUUGUAGCAAUGGAAUUUGAUGAAAAUACUAUAGUUCUAAGAAAUCGCACUCCACUCCAUAAAACGAAGGCUCUAGAUGCGGUUCGUGAAUCUCUUUUAACUGAAUCAACGUCGGGAAUUGUGAAAGGCGAAGAUGAUACAACGAGUAUUGGCACGACAUUCUCCAGCCCCGAUGUAGAAAGUAGUAAUGAUUUCCUUUCUACAAAUGGUAAAACAACGGAAGAGUAUAAUGAAAAUUGUAAGAUAACUAUGAAUAAUGCGGGACAAGAAAAAACUAACCACAACAAGAGCGUAAGCUAUGAUAAAGAACUCAAAGAGGAGCAGAAACUGAUAAAUACUGCACCGCCUAAAGCGAUAAUUCCAGAUGGUGGAUGGGGAUGGGUUGUGGUCUUUUCAUCUUUUGUUAUCUCGGUAAUAGCCGACGGAAUAAGUUUUUCAUUUGGUUUAUUAUACAUGGAAUUUCUGGAUGAGUUUAAAGCAAGUAAGGCUACUACUGCUUGGAUUGGAAGCUUAUUCAUUGCAGUGCCGUUACUUGCUGGACCAGUGAUGAGUGCUCUUGUGGACAGAUAUGGCUGUCGUAGUAUGACAAUAUUGGGGGGACUAAUUUCUACCCUUGGGUUUGUAUUGGCAUCUGUUUCAAACUCAAUAGAAUUGAUUAUGUUGACAUUCGGAGUUAUCGCUGGUUUAGGUCUCGGACUUGUUUAUGUUACUGCAGUAGUUUCUAUUGCUUACUGGUUUGAAAAGAAAAGAAAUCUCGCUGUUGGCUUGGGGGCGUGUGGAACAGGCGUUGGUACAUUUAUUUACGCACCGAUGACACAAUAUUUGAUUAAAGAAUUUGGAUGGAGAGGAACCAUCUUGAUUUUAGCUGGUACACUUCUAAAUUUGUGCGUUUGCGGUUGCGUUAUGAGAGAUCCAGAGUGGUGGAUAUUGGAACAAAGAAAGGAAAAAUCUGAAAAAGAGGACUUGAAAUCUGUUAGAGAUGAUGCCAAAUCUAAAUAUUCUAGCUCUGCCUCUAUAGCCAACUCUUUUACUUUUGACGAUGAAUUUACCCGUGGUAAAUACAUGAAGCGUUUAAUUUCUAAGGGAGUGCUAGCAGAGCAAGUUAUUAAAGAUGAAGUUGCGGCAAUACGCCGUCGAGAGAUGAUGUUGUUCAUGAGAAAGAAGAAUAGUGAAAAGAAGACAAGUUCUCUUAUUGACUUGCACUCUCAUUUGGUGAGAAUUAAUAAGAUACCUAAUCCAUUCACAAAUACGUGUAAGGAAUGUGACGACGCUAUGAAAUACGUUUCAUCUACAAACAACAUUAAUGACGGUGAUCUUGAACCAAGAAAAAACCCGUCUAAAACCAUCAAACUAUAUAUUAUCGAAAGGAAACCUAAUGAAGGUGAAAUAACGAAUGAAAAGCCUGAAUUCAAAAGGUCAAUGUCCGAAGCAAAAGAUUUACGGCCAUUGCUAAAACAAGACAGUAAGGAAAACAAGAGGGAUUGGUUCAAAAAACAAUUGUCGAUAAACCAUCAUUAUCUAAGGGACUUGAAGGUGCCAUUAAACUCAAUAAGCCAUAGGAACGCGUUGUUGAAUAUAAAACGGUAUAAAUUGAAGGCGUCCUCCUGCCCCGAUAUAUUUAAGAACUCAAUGGUUACAGUCAAUGAGGAUGAAGAGAAAUGGUACGAUGAUUGCGUCAGUGUCCUCGCCGAUAUGUUCAACGUAGACCUCUUCAAGAAAGUCACAUUCGACCUUUUAUGUAUUGGCACGAUUAUAAUUUUCGUAUGGUUCAUUGUACCAUACUUCUACCUCGCUGAGCAUAUGAUACACAAAGGUUAUGGGGAAGAUGAGGGAGCAGUCUUGUUGAGUCUCAUUGGAAUUACAAAUACAAUUGGGAUGGUGGGUCUUGGCUGGAUUGGAGACCUUCCAGGAGUAUCAAUUGGCAACCUGUAUGCCGUUUGUCUGGUAAUCUGUGGGGCCUCGGUCCUUGCCAUACCUCUGGUUAUUUACAACUAUUGGUUGCUGGCAUUUUUCUGUGGCCUUUUUGGACUGAUGUUCGCAGCGGCCUUUACUUUUGUACCUAGUCUUUUGGUGAAAUUGGUGUCUUUGGACGACUUUACCUCAGCAUAUGGGUUGGUUUUGCUAGCGGAGGGGAUUGGACAUUUAAUUGGACCACCAUUAUCUGGUCUGAUCUACGAUUUGACGUUUUCCUGGGAGCUGUCUUUCUAUCUGGCUGGAGGUUGGAUUAUUGUAGCUGGUAUCUUAACUUCUUUCAUACAGCCUAUUAGGUCUUACCAGCAACGUAGGCAGGCUGAAAUAGAAAACAAUAUUAUAUAAACUUAAUAAAAAAAAAACUGUUUUACAGUUGAAAUACAAUUUUUAAAAUAUUUUGCUCUAUUGAUGUUUGAAACAUUGAUGUUGAAUCAAUAAGCUAUAUAACAAUUUUAUCUUUCGAAAAUCUAUUUUUAUUAAAAAGACAAAAUAUUCCAUAUAGUUUUACUAAAAUGCAUUAAAAUGUUUCUUGCAAUUCACUAAUGACUAAAAAUACCAUAGAAUCUUCCUAGGCGUUAACGUACAGAUUAUUUU